Aspergillus japonicus CBS 114.51 is the source of this 1269-nucleotide messenger RNA. RefSeq names its product phytanoyl-CoA dioxygenase family protein. The coding region runs from base 1 to 1269 and encodes 422 amino acids. Gene Ontology annotation, biological process: fatty acid alpha-oxidation. The transcript has a single exon. Gene Ontology annotation, molecular function: phytanoyl-CoA dioxygenase activity. The record is from RefSeq and is a predicted model, not a curated record. NCBI's taxonomy places the organism in Eukaryota, Fungi, Ascomycota, Eurotiomycetes, Eurotiales, Aspergillaceae.
AUGGGCCUCACCAACCCCGUCACCCAGACCCCCACCUCGUCGCAGCCCUUCAACCGACUCAUCUCCCUAGACGCCCCUGCCCCAUCCCUGGCGGACUUCGAGCGCCUCUGCUCCCAAACCACGGACGGCACCCUCUACCCGCACGCCAGGACCAUCACCCAAAACAUCCCCAUCUACAGCACGCGCACGCUCAGCCUGACCGACGCCGGCGCCCUGGCCGCCGUGCAAAACGAAUGGUAUCACAUCCUCUCGGCGGGGCCGGGGAUCUUCGUCCUGCAACACUUCUACGACCAGCACGACCAAGCGACCCUCACCGCCACGACCGCCGCCUUCACGCGCAUCAUCGCCCACGAAGCAUCCGCCGGCGUCAAGGGCGACCACUUCUCGACGGGCCACAACGCCCGCAUCUGGAACAGCUUCAGCAAGCACGCCUUCGCCGACCCCGCCUCCUUCGUGUCGUACUACUCCAACCCGUGGCUCCGCGCCGUCAGCGAAACCUGGCUCGGGCCGGGGUACCGCCUCACCGCGCAGGUCAACAUCGUCCGCCCCGGGGGGCCCGCCCAGGCCCCGCACCGUGACUACCACCUCGGCUUCCAGGACGACCGCACCUGCGCCCUGUUUCCCAGGGGAAUGCACGCCGCCAGCGCCUGCCUCACGCUGCAGGGCGCCGUCGCCCACUCCGACAUGCCGGAGCGCAGCGGGCCCACGCGCUUCCUGCCGUUCAGCCAGCGCUUCGAGCCCGGGUAUCUGGCCUGGCGGCGCGAGGAGUUUCGGGCGUUCUUUGAAAGGCGGUAUGUGGCGCUGCCGCUGCGGGAGGGGGACGCGGUGUUCUUCAACCCGGCGGUGAUGCAUGCCGCCGGCGAGAAUCGUUUGGCGGCCGAGAGUGGGUUUGAGAGACGGGCGAAUUUGUUGCAGAUUGGGGCGGCGGUCGGGAAGACUAUGGAGAGCGUGGAUGUUGUGGCUGUUGUGGAGGCGGUGUGGGAGGAGGUUAGGAGGCGGUUUGAUGCUGAGGAUCAUGCUGAGGCUGGGAAGAAGGAGGGGGAGGGGGAGGAGCUGGAGGCGCACUGGGAGGCGUUCGUCCGGGCGCUUGGGGAAGGGUACCCGUUCCCUACGAACCUGGAUCGUCGGCCGCCAGCGCCGAAUGGCAUGGCGCCGGAGAGUGAGCAGGACUUGAUCAGGAGGGGGCUGUUGGAUGGCUGGGGCAAGGAGGAAAUGGUCGCCCGGUUGCGCCAGUUGCAUGAGGACGAGAAGGGUCAUCAGUCUCUCUAA